This is a messenger RNA of Schistocerca americana (American grasshopper), 2596 nucleotides long. Its product is annotated as retinol-binding protein pinta-like. The record is from RefSeq and is a predicted model, not a curated record. NCBI's taxonomy places the organism in Eukaryota, Metazoa, Arthropoda, Insecta, Orthoptera, Acrididae. The transcript has 7 exons. Gene Ontology annotation, cellular component: membrane. Gene Ontology annotation, molecular function: phosphatidylinositol bisphosphate binding. The coding region runs from base 45 to 1076 and encodes 343 amino acids.
GGCCACGCCAGUAGGUGUCUUGCUGCCCGCCUAUCAGCAGGUGCAUGCUGCGAGCUGCGACUGCGCGACUGUGUGGCUUCGUGAAGGCGACUUCGCUGCCCUCAUCUGGAUUCGUGACUUUUUCGCAAAUCGAAUACCAGCCAGCAAUGAGCGAUCGCUACAGCUUCAUCCCUGCGACGCGGGAGCAGGUGGAGACCAUCAGGAAGAGUCUGGGGACAGACGAAGAGGACAUCAAGAGGGCCAUAGCGUCUGUUCGAGACUGGCUCAGGAUGCAGCCGCAUCUGCCCGACGAGAUAGAUGACGCACGCAUCGAUAGGAUGUACGUAAACUGCAAGUGCAGCAUGGAGAGGGUUAAGAAAGGAUUGGAUGCCUACUUCUCGCUGAGGACCAGGUAUCCAGAGAUGAUGAUGAAUCGUGACCCUAUGGGAGCCGACGUUGUGAGCACCAUGGAACACAUCGUGAUGCUGACGAUGCCUCGCCUUACCAAAGAGCUCUACCGGGUGCACAUCUUUGCCGACCCCGACCCGGACCCCAUGUGGGUCUCCUGGACAAAUUAUGCAAAAACCGUCUCCAUAAACCUCGACUGGAUGCUAUUGAAUGACUACUCGCUCGGAGACGUCGUCAUCAUGGACCUGAAGAACACGACUGCCGGACACGUCCUCCGGUCUGAUAUCAAUAUGAUACGAGGUAUUGAAUUUGGCUACAAGACUGCCUAUUGCCGGAGCUUGAAAGCAUUACAUUUGAUAAAUGCUGGCAAAGUAGUUGAUUUGGCAAUGAAAAUAUUGAAGGCAGCUCUCUCCGAAAAGUUGCAGAAGAGGAUACACGUCCAUCCUCCAGGAUCAACGACGCUGUUUGACCACGUGGCAAAGGAACAUCUGCCGGACGAACUAGGAGGCACUGGCGGUCCUAUGCACAAACUUGCCUAUGAUUUCUUCAGAAGAACGGAGAAGAUGCGAGACUGGUUCUUGGAGCAGGACCGUUACAUCUCGGACGAGAGCAAGAGGCCUCCUGAUAACCACUACGCCGACGACUUGUUCGGAAUAGCGGGCUCCUUCAAGAAGCUCUCAGUAGACUGACGCAGUUUCAUUUAAUAUUGUAGAUUCUGUUACUUGUGAUAGUAAACUGUGAUACACAGGGUGAACUGGGAAUCCACCAAAAAAAUUCCAAGCUUUUUUGUGAUAAUUUCUACUUUGGUGUAACGGACCGAUGGCCUCCGGUGGUUCGUUAGAGAAUAACAACAUUUCGUUUGACGUUUUCUUGUUGAGGUCUUCAGUCGAAGCCUGGUUUAGUACAGAACCCAAUGCUACUCUAUCCUGUGCUCAAACGUCUUCACCUCUCCACACGUACAGAAACCGCCGCCCAUCCCACCACUUCCUUCCACUACCGAACUGACAAUUCCUUGAUUCCUGUGAAUGUCUCAUAUCAACCAAUACCUUCUUUCAGUUGAAUUACACGCUUUCAUUAUUUAUUCGACCUACCCAUAAAAUCUACAGCAUUCUUCUGUAGCACCACGCUUCGGAAGCUCCUGUUCUCUUCUUGUCUGACUAUUUAAUCAUCCACGUUUCCCUUCGAUACAAUGCUACACUCCACAUAAAUACCUCCAGAAACAAACCCUAAAUUACUUAUAUUCAUUGUUUAAGAGAUUUAUCUUUUUCACAAAUGCUUCUUUUGCGAUUCCCAGUCCGCAUUCUAUAUCAUACCUACUUCCGUCAUCGUUAAUUAUUUAAAUGCCUAAUCAUCAAAAUGGUCAGUGUCUCAUUUUGUAAACAAAUUCCCUCUGUUCGCCACAUACAAUUGCCUGAACUUUAAUUCCGUUCCAAAUAUCUCAUUAAUUUCCUUUACUGCCUCAAUAUCCAGACUGAAUUACAUGUACGAAUGGCUACAGCCCUGUAUCAAUUCCUCCUAAACUACCGAUUUCCCUUUGUGCCGUUCGAAUCUGGUAACUGCAGUCUGUUUUCUGUACAAGCUCUAGGACUUUCAGUAACUGCAUUCUUUCCCUUUUACCUUCACGGUUUCCCAGCCAACACUCUUUAAAUCUACAAGCGCUUUAAAAAUGGGUUUGCCUCUACUCAGUCAAUCUAAGUCGUAAGAUCAUUAUCGCAAAAAAAAAAAAAAAAAAAAAAAGUCGGCUUCCACCAAUUUCUCCAUUCUUCUGCAAAUUUGUCGUGUCAGCAUUCUGACACCAAUUUGUUAUACCGAUGGCUCUCUAAUAUUCGCACCUGACAGCAGCUGCCUUCUUUUAAUCAGUAAUAAUUACAGAUUUCUCACCUGAUCCCAUUUCUGCUUUGUAUCCAUAUUACACUGAAAAUAUCUGGUGAUUGGGAUAACAAAACGAAUAAGUCAUAAUGAAAUUAUUACUCUGUGACAAUCCACCAGAGAUCACGGCUCCUUUAUACCAAAAUAAUUAGGAAAUGUCCUUGAACAAUCUCUGGAAUUUUUGUCAGUGAUUCAGGUUCACCCGGAUAUGUCGUACGCGUGUUCUUCCACAGGGACUAGGUCUAUGAGACCUCCACAAUCACACUGCAUGCUCCCUGUGUCUAAUAUGUAUCUUGUAUGAAACUGAAGACAUAAUAAUAUUGUGUUUCCGAUUCCUCGA